Messenger RNA from Pelobates cultripes (western spadefoot toad), 21327 nucleotides. The record is from the annotation of a GenBank genome assembly. Lineage: Eukaryota; Metazoa; Chordata; Amphibia; Anura; Pelobatidae.
AGGUGAGUUUAGAUAACACAAUGCAAGAAAAUCCGGUCUACUGUAAUUUGGAAGAAAUUAAGAAAUCGAAAGGGACUCCUCCUAAUCCAACAUGUAGCCCUGUUCAGAUUCUGGAGAACUGGGAGUGCCACUUCGAUCCAAUAACGGGCAGAAACUUCUUCAUUAACAUGGAGACAAGGGAGAAAACAUGGAAGCCACCCAGGAGAUCUAAGGACAGAAACUCUGCAAAGGUAUGUGUUAAAUCAACUACUUUAAUUUGAGCUGAGCGGUGAUAAUAGGCGAUGGAGUUAGAUUUGACCCAUUUGAGGUAACCUGUCAUACACAAAGUGUGUGAAUAUUCAGUUCACUUUCAGGUAGGUAACAAUUCACUCAUGAUUAUCUGAAAAUAGCAUUUUCCUUUUCCACCAAGGACUAGGGAAAUUAAUGAAAGCAACAUCACAGAAUUCUGAACUGGUGACCAAGAAACACAUUUUGAGUUUGUGAAGAGAGGCAGUGGGCAUUUGGAAGGCUGGUGAAAAGAGUUGAGCGGACACCUGGAUGUUCGGGUUCUCCAAGUUCGGCCAAACUUCAUCAAAAAGUUUGAGUUCGGCUCGAACUUGACCCCAAACCCAAACCCCAUUGAAGUCAAUGGGGACCCGAACUUUUGGGCACUAAAAUGCCUUUAAAAAAGUCCUGUAAAGGGCUAGAGGGCUGCAAAAGGAAGUAAAAUGGGUAGGACAAGUGCCCUGCAAACAAAUGUGGAUAGGGAAAUCACUUAAAAUAAUAUAAAAUAACAUAAAAUAAGCAGCCGCUUAGUAGAUAACUCCCUAAUUCCCACGGUAUUAGGCAGCUAUCUACCAAAAGACUGAAAGACCUAAAUUGGUCUUUCAGCCACAUUUAGAAAUACUAAGUAAAGAUUACUUAGUAUUAGUAAAUUCAGCACCUACUCGCUAUACCGUGAGUAGGGGCAUGUCUAGUAAACAGUGAGCAGCCAGUGGCUGCUCACUGUAAAAAAAAAACAAAACAAACAAAAAAACCCUAUUGGCCCCCACCCCUGAACAGCGGGUGGGGGCCCUAAAGUAAAAUAACGGGGGGGGGACCUAUUGUUCUCCCCCCCUGGCCCCCACCCCUGAGCGGUGGGUGGGGGCCCUAAAUAACAAUGGGGGGAAUCUACUGUCCUCCCCCCUGGCCCCCACACCUACGCGGUGGGUGGGGGCCCUAAAGAAAAAAGGGGGGGGACCUUCUGUCCUCCCCCCUGGCCCCCACCCCUGCGUGGUGGGUGGGGUCCUAAAUACAAAUUAGGGGGGGUGACCUAAUGUCCUCCCCCCUGGCACCCACCGGUGAGUGGUGGGUGGGGGCCCUAAAUAAAAAUUGUGGGGGGACCUAUUGUCCUCCCCCCUGGCCCCCACCCCUGAGUGGUGGGUGGGGGCCCAAAAUAACAAUGGGGGGAACCUACUGUCCUCCCCCCCGCCCCCACACCUGCGCGGUGGGUGGGGGCCCUAAAUACCAAUUGGGGGGGACCUAUUGUCCUCCCUCCUGGCCCCCACCCCUGUGCGGUGGGUGGGGGCCCUAAAUAAAAAUUUAACCCCCAUCACCCCCCUCCCCCAUUUCAUACAUGACAUUUGGCGGUACUAACCAAUACAUUGUGAAAUACAUUAUUGACUUCCUCAAUAGACUUUCACAUGUUGUUGCUUUUAUAACAGGUGUGUCUAAAAUAAGUGAAACACAGUUAAACAAAGAAUGAGCUACAAGGAAGUUGAUGUUUUAUAAGAGUAUUUGCUUUCCUGCCUUAAAACAUGACCCAAAGCAAAUUUAACACUUUGAUCAUUCCAUCAGUGCUUAUAAUAGGAAAGACAUUUAUUAAAGGGACACUGUAAUCACUAUAACCACUUUGUCUUUUUGAAUUGGUUAUAGUGCCUGGAGUGGCCUGGCACUGUCCCUCCAUUCAGUGUUGCUCCAUGUUUGUGCAGUAUGCCACAAAAUAAGAGUCCCUGGCCACCCACAGUCCAGCCCCUUCUGUAUGUGUAGCUAAAGCAGAGAUUACACACUUGUUGUCAUACCCAUUCAUACCGUCAGUUGGAGCUCUGACAGGUUAAAAGCAGUCAGCUGACACUCUCAGCCAAUCACAGCUGCCCAUUGUCUCUCAGGGUAAUACUUCCUUAUUAGCCAAAGCAGCACAGAGUGGAUAGACUGCUGUGGACUCUUGUUUAGCAUUAAAACAUUACAACAUUAAAAACUGUUUAAUGCUGAAAGAAAUGAUGGUACCAGGGGACUCCAGACACUAUAACCAGUUUAAUGAGAUGAAGCAGAUACAGUGCCUAUGGUGUCCCUUUAAUGUUUAUUUUUGGUACCUCUAUUUUUAGACCGAUAUCCGUGGCGCACCUUAAAUAUGAGAACAAAUCAAAUUUGUUCUAAAUAUGGUUUCAACACCUUGGUUCCCCUCCAUAUGGCUUCUAACAUUCCAAUUUGAAAGUUGCAGUGCCAAUGUAUCUUGGAGGCAGAUCUAUCUUUUCUCCAGUUCUGGGUAUUAUCAAAGACCUAAUUUUAUAACAGUGUUUUUUUUGUCAGUCUAUAUUUAACUAAUUAUAGUGAAAAAUUCCAGCAACAAACAUUCCAGCAACAGUUACAUCUCACAAUUAUAUGUGUUUAAUUGUAUGGAGCUAAGAGAAUUUAGCGAGAGGGGAAAGCCCAGGUAAUCUCCUUGGACUGGAAUGGUGAAGGUAGGACCCUUCAUGUCUAUUCAACCUGGCACUGCUAUGCAAAAUACAAAGUUAGACCAAAUAAUCACUAGCUGGUGCACCUAUAUCUAUCAUUCUGCAAAUACGGGGAACCCAUCAGUCCGUAUAACAAAUUGCAUCCACAAGCCAUGAUGUACAGUGUCGGCCUGUUUCAUGAAUCUCUACAGGGAGAGCUAACCAUUACAUAAUAAUAUAGUUGACAUGGGGGUAAAAGAAUGGAAGUAUUUUUUAUUUUUUUAGGUUUAUUUUUAAUAUUUGUAGCAAUUUUUUCAAGUCUUUUUUCUGUUUUUUUUUUUUUCUGUUGUGCUUUAAGGCACAUCACGUACAGGAAGUGUGAAUUUAAUUUGUUUAUUUAACUUUGUCCUUUUACAUCAACUGUCUCAAACAACUGUAUUUUUCAGUACACUAUGUGCAUUAUUGCGCCAUUUAGUUCACAGAUCAAGUGUGAAAGAGUAACCAAUAAAGGGGAAAAAGCAGGAGCAGUUAAAAAAAAAACCAUCUAGAUUUGUAUAUUUAUAUAUAUAUAUUAUUUUUUUAACUGCUCCUCUUUUUCCCCCUCUGUUGGUCACUUCUAACUUUAUCUCUGAAUAAAAUCAAGGUUUAAUCCCCUAAUCAUGAAUCAUUUUUUUCCGUCAAUCAUCUUUUUUUUGGACAAAAUAUGGACAUAUCGCUAUUUGUUUUAAACCAAAUGCACAAUCUUUAGUGUACAUUCAUUUUUACAGAGAUCCUUCUUUUUUCGUAAAGAUAAAAUACUGCUCACAUUUAUUUCUAGAAUCAUGACUGUAGUGCUAGGGAUAAAUCUUUAUAUUCCUAACACUAUAGUGUUCCUCUGAUAAUAUGUUCAAAAAGAAACAAGUAUCUGUAGCACAUCCUGCAACUUAGUACUAGUUAUCUAUACAAUUAUCUCAGCUUGAUACUGGUCUGCAAGGACUUUCUAUACUGUAACCCAGUGGUUCCCAAACUUUUUAGAUUCAAGGCACCCUUACAAUUUCAAUAUUUUUCCAAGGCGCCCCAAGUUAAAACAAUUUUCUUGUUGUAUAUAUCUACAUCGCUGCGGCAUAUACUGGGCCCCUGUUCGGGAGAAAUGCUUUCCGUUCAAGCGCAGAUCCAGGACCUAAUCUUGAGCGGGGCACUGGUAGAUUAAUUAAAAAAACAAUUCGGACACAAUAACCACUACAGCACUUUGUAGUGGUUAUGGUGCCAUUAGUGCCAUACUGCCCUCGCAGAGUAAAUAGUCAAACAGUUUAAGAGCAGUUUGACAACUUACCUGGGAUCUGCCGAGAUAGGGGCUGUAGCAGGGGAUAGGGUGAGUAGUGUGUCUGAGGUGUGCAAUGAGUGUGUGUGUGAGUGGUGGAGUGUGUAUGUGAGGGGCACUGGUGGCUCUAGACUAGGCGAAACUCAAAAAAUAGGUGUUUCGUUGUGUGUAUAAGAGUGAGCUACAAGGAAGUUGAUGUUUUAUAAGAGUAUUUGCUUCCCUGCCUUAAAACAUUGACCCAAAGCAAAUUUAACACUUUGAUCAUUCCAUCAGUGCUUAUAAAAGGAAAGAUAUUUUUCAAUGUUUAUUUUUGGUACCUCUAAUUUUAGACCGAUAUCCGUGGUGCACCUUAAAUCUGAGAACAAAUCAAAUUUGUUCUAAAUAUGGUUUCAGCGUGUUGCUUCCCCUCCAUAUGGCUUCUAACAUUCCAAUUUGAAAGUUGCAGUGCCAACGUAUCCAAUUUGAAAGUUGCAGUGCCAUCGCUGUAUCCAGCCCUGUAGCUGUAUUGGACAAGCUUGCAGCGCUGGAUACAGAGAGCUAGUCUCUUUAUUCAUUGUUCAGAGGCUUGCAGUGUCGCGGCUCUCUGUGCCUCUGUGUUGUGAGCUCUCCGACUGUAGUAAUGGCAUAAUUAGCAAACUAAAUUAAUUUGCAAUAAGCAAAUGUAAUUAGCAAUUCUGCUAAUAAUCUAUACACGACUCCGGGGUAUGAUUGCAUAGCCUUGCAGUCGUGUAUACAUUACUGCCAGUGUGUGUAUUUCUGAGUGUGUGGAGGGGCAGUAACAGGAGGUAGGGGGAUGGAGGGGUAGUAACAGGAGGUAGGGAGGUGGAGGGGCAGUAACAGAGGGUAGGGGGUAGUAACAGGGGUGGGGUGGAGGGGGCACAGGGGGGGGGCUGGAGGGGCAACAAAGGGGUGGUGGGGUGGAGGGGCAGUCACAGGGUGUUGGGGUGGGCGGCAGUGACGGGUGUACGGGGGUAGUAACAGGGUUUAGGGGAUGGGGUGGAGGGGAAGUAUCAGGGGGUGGAGGGGCAGUAACAGGGGGUGGAGGAGGUUGGAGGGGCUAUGACAGGGGGGAGUUCAUAAAAACCUGCGGUCCUGUGGAUUCCCCUGGUGAUCCGGUGGGCACCCGCUUUCUGGCUCUCUGGUCUGCAUCUCCGCCAGGUAAAUCUCGCAAGCUCCAGUCAGAGCAUUGCCAUGGUAACCUGCUGCAACACUCUGACAGGCAGGAGAUCGUGAGACACUUCAGUCUGCAGCUCACUCCCGGCGGAGCUGCAGACAGGAGGCUGGCUCUCUCCCGAGCAGACUGACUGGAGAGGCCUCGCACCUGGCGGCAUUAUGGGCAAGCCGCCGGGCCCCCUCCUGUUUCGAGUCCUCGGUCUCUGACUGAGGACCUGACAUGGUAGUCUGCCCUAAGGCAAUUUUGGGGGUCGCGGUGCCCCCAUCAGCGCGAGGCCUUAGGAGGCCCCCUAAAGUGUGUGUGUGAGGGGUGCAGUGUGUGAGGGGUGCAGUGUGUGUUUGUGUGAGUGUAUGGAAGUGCAUUGUGUUUGUGAAUGAAGUAGUGUGUGUGUGAAGGAUGCAGUAUGUGUGUGAAGGGGGAAGUUUGUACGUGAUGGGGCAGGUUGUAUGAGGGGUACAGUGUCUGUGUAAGGGAUACAGUGUGUGUGUGGGAAGGCAGUGUGUGAGAGGUACUGUUUGUGUGUAUGGGGGGCAGUGUGUGUAUAGGGGGUAAUUGUGUUUAUAGGGGAAGUUAUUGUGGGUCUGUGGGGGUACGAGGGCAGAUAAAUAUAUACUUUUAUUUCUUUUUGUUUUAUUAAAAAAAUAAUAUUAUUAUUUUCCUAUACCCCCACCCUGCUUACCUUAGCCUGGGAGAGGGGGGCAGUACAAGGAAACCACUGGUGGUCUGGUGGAGAAGCCCUGGUGGUCCAAGUGGUGAGAUCGAACUACAGCAGCCUCAGGAGCUGCUAGAGUUCACUUUUUGCGAGAUUCGGAGCAUUGCCAUGGUACCACGGCAACGCUCCCAGCUCGUGAGAGGAGAACCCGGCGGAGAAGCAGUUUAGAGCACCCCCGGGUUCUCUCUCAUUACAGUGCUAGUGGGCCGUGAGGGAUCUGGAGAGCCAGAAGGGGAGAGGGAAGCGUCAUCAUAUCGGUGCUAUCAUCAUAUCAUAUCUCGCGGCUACCCAUUUUGGAAACCGCUGCUCUAACAUUUUCUGUUUUUAAAUGGUGAAAAUGUGUACAGAUACAUAGCUUAAAAACAAAAGAAAAUGCCCAAUAAUAUGCUGCUGGGGAGGAUAUAUAUAAUCAUUAAUGCUUUAAAAGCAGAAGCUAAUCUCAAGUAGAUGUGCAAAGAAAUCUUUGAAAAACAAGAGGCCUAUUUGUCAAGCUUAGAACAAUGAGCGGAUAAUUAAGCUAUAUUAUGUUAUGCCAUUUGCCUUCGCAAUGCGUGGGCAUGGGGAAUAUUCAAAUCAGAAACAAUUAAUCUGUUGUUGAUAAAGUUAUACAGACUGAUGGAAAUUUAUGCCGUUAGUGGACUUUAUUUUUGUCUGAACUUAUCAGAAUGGCAGCUAAGGUCAUGCUGUGUCUAGGACUAUAAACCGCUAAAGCUAAGAUAAGCUAUGGGGCAAGUAAUGGAAACCAGUGUCCUUUAAACAUAACUCAACAAGAGACCAGGAUUUGAGAAUAUGCUUAACCAGUGCACAGAUAUUUCAAUUAAUAUGAUCAGCCACUGAUUGUUGCUAAAGCAGCAGAGGUUCCCUGUAAUUCUGGUUUUCAGGUGGUUUAUACAUUAUGCUAACAGAAAUGCUAGAAAACAUAUAGAAUUAUAUUAAAAGCAGCACUGUCACUCCCUCCCUUCCCCGGCCGCCCACUUCAAUACUCAUACUGACUGUGUUGACAUUUUACUGAAAUUCCAACCCAGUCAAAAGAGAUUUUGAGACAAAGUAGGGACUACAGUGCUGCUUUAAAGCUCUUUUGUGUUUGGGCCCCUCUCUACCGGUCAGCCAAAUCCUCAACAUAAGACCUGAUGUGCCCCGUGUGUGUAAUAAAGAGCGGGAGCAGGAGAACCCUCUCUAAAGCGGUGCUCUGCUUCCUGUUACUGUGUUACCCAUUCUUUUAAUUGUAUUAUGUAGAUAGCAAAUUAAAAUAUAUGUGCCAAAGCAAUAAUAAUAAUCAUAAAAAAUAAACUGCUGUGGUGGUUAUGUUCCCAGGAGUGCCCUGGCCCCAUCUCAGUGUAAUUUGGCAAACCUUUUUAGAACUUACCUGGAUCCCCCAAGAGCCCAUGGCCACUUAUCCUACUAUCAGUGGUGUAUCCUGGUUUUGUGCUGCCCUAGGCAGGACAAAACUCAGACGCCCCCCUCCCCCCGCGCCACCCCCACCCAACCGUUCCCCCCCGCCCCACCUUCUAAAUACACACACACACAGUCAGACACACAAACACACAGUCAGACACACACACACAGUCAUACACAAACACACACACAGUCAGACACAAACACACACACACAGUCAGACACAUACACACACACACACAGUCAGACACAUACACAGACACAAACACACACACACAGUCACAAACACACACAGUCAGACACAAACACACACAGUCAGACACAAACACACACACACAGUCAGACACAAACACACACACUGUCAGACAUAUACACAGACACAAACACAAUCAGACACAAACACACACACACAGUCACAAACACACACACAGUCAGACACAAACACACACAGUCAGACACACACACACAAACACACACACACAGUCAGACACAAACACACACACACACAGUCAGACACAAACACACACACACAGUCAGACACAAACACACACACAAUCACUCACAUUAACUUUUUUUUAAAUCCCCCCCCCCAGCCUCCUUACCUUUGGGAGUGCUGAGGGGGGAGGGGGGUCUCUCUCUCCCUGGUGGUCCAGUUGCUGCCGGUCGGGCUGGGCGGCGCUGGCUGCUGUGCAGGCGGCUGGCGAGGGAGCUCUUCCCCUGAGCUGACUGCUCAGCUCCCUCACUCUGCGGCGCGCGAGGGAGCUGAGCAGUCAGCUCAGAGGAAGUGCUUCCUCGCCAGCCGCCCGCUUGGGAUGUCUGUUAGCCGCAAGGCUAACAAGACAUUUGCCCUGGGCAUUUGGGGGCGGCGUUUUUUGCCGCCCCCUGAAAAAUGCCGCCCAAGGCAAAUGCCUUGUUUGCCUCACAGCUAAUACAUCCCUGCCUACUAUGGAAUUUCCUGAAGGAGAAUGUGGUUAGCUCUACUGUGCUAAGCAGGGCCAUGUAUUAUCUGUGUUCAUUGUCUGGGACUCUCAGCUGAGUACUCCAGUCACCCAGUGAGCACAGUCCUGUAUCACCUGUGCUUAGUUGUUGAGAGACAUAGCACUUCUUUUGCAGGAGAAGACCAGAUGUUGUGUUGGCAACUAAGGGACCAAGUAAAUUGUUGAGCCAUUCAAAAAUGGUUUGAGAAAUUACACUGGGACAGCAACAGCUUCAGGUCACUUCGGGUACCAUAAUCACUACAGUAGUUCUUCUGGAGCAAAAAUAAAAAAGGAGGCAUUGCAGAUGGAUGGAAUAGGCAAAAAGCUUUUCUAUUUCAGGACAUUAAGUUCAUUGAGUUUGGUCUUCCUUUCCCCCUAAUAUUUGCUUGGAUUUAUUAAUUUUGGAUAAGCAUUUCAAAUGAUUACAAUCUGUUAGAAAAAAAAAACUUAAACAAAAAAAAAAAACUAUACAUAUUCCCAUAGACUUUAAUGUAAAGAAUUUUAAAUGUAGAUAAUUUGAAAACAUUUUCUAACAGAUUGUGAUCAUUUGAAAAAUCUUAAUGUUAAACCGGGGGCAUUUUUUUUUUUUUUUAUAAUUGUUGCAGAGUAAUGGCUGCACCUGUUUUAUUGGAUCACUUUGUUACAUACUCUGAUGAUGGUGUGGGGCAAAUUAUCCCUCUGAAAUAAUGACUGACCAGUUUUUAAAUGCAUCUAUUUUUUUUUUUAUGCAUACGGUUUAAUGUGCACAUCUGCAUUCAUGUAUUUAUGUUAGAAGUUAUUUGCAAAAAUAUUUCAUUGAUACCAUAAUUCUUUGUAUACUUGACAAGACAACAGUCUGCUCGCUUGGAUGUUGACUUACAAAACAUACAGAAUUUACUAUAUCGCUUUUCAUAUCACUUUUUGUGCACAUAAUGAUGACAUGCACCUGUGCUUUCUUAAUCUGUAGAACACCCUUAGAGAAACAUUUUUUUCCAUGUACGUCUACAUCACACUUUUUACUGUGACACGUUAGAAUAUUUUUUUUGUCUUCCUUCCUCAUUGUAACGCUCAUCAGUUAAAGUCCUCCCAUUUCUAUUCAUUGCUGGGUCACAGUUGCAGCAGCAACAACACAGUACUUCCUUACAGCAUUCUGGGACAUGGAGCAAGCUAUAUUUCGAAAGCGAUCCCAGCAGGGUUCCGAGGAUUCCAACUACCCUGAGGUGUUUUGGAGUUCAGAGCCUGGAUAUGUAAGUCUGUCUCAAAGAAUGACAUACCUUUAACUUACUUCCUAUGCAGAUUGCUGUGUGAACAAACCUAACGUGUGGUUUGUCUAAAAUGUCACUUUAACCACCAGUUGUCACAGAUAUCUCUGUUCAGGAUGUGGAAUAAACACAAGGGGUCUACGUGAAUAGCAUCAUUUAUCUUUGUGCCUUCUUCACCUGCAUGCUAGCUCCCCACCUACAAGUACAUACUAUAUUUACACGACAUUAUUUGCAUGUUUUCUUAUCUCACAGCCUUUGUGCUCGAGUGUCAUACGUUGCUCUGACUCUGGUAAUAAAAAAAACAACUUUCUUAGCUUUAAUUACUUGCAUGCAAACUAUCCUUUGUUUUUGUGUAAAGUAUUCGCGUAAUGCAAUGGGAACCUUAAAAGUGGCAGUUUUUGACAAUUCGUUUCUACUUUUUCAUCACUCUCAUUUGUACCCGUGGACUGACUGAAUCUAGAACAGAUUGAUGAUACUUUUUAUAUAUCACUUUUCGUUCACACAGUCUCAGAGACAGAGUCUCAGAUUUUAACUAGAUCUGCAGCUAAUUAACAAAUGUUACUAACAGUCACAGAAUAUGGUAGAACGCAAAAUCUUAUAAUUUCAUGGGUCAGUGUAUAUACAUAGAUAUCAUUGUAAUAAUAAUCAGGGAAACAAUUACAGGUACUAUAGGAGUAGCAAGCACAAUAUUGCUAAUGCCACCUGAAAUACUAGUGUAAAUCCAAGUAUUUCAGGUGAUGUUAGCCAUUUUGAUUUAGCCAUUUCUAUAGUUCUAUAUGCCUGUAUUCUUAUUAAUGUUUAAAUUAAAGUAGGUGCGCAUAAUAUGUGCUUUGAGGCUUAAUAUACUCAAAGCACCAAAAUCAUUAUAACACACUGUAGAGGUUAUGGUUCCAGGAGUCCCCUGGCAACAGUAUUCAAAUGUUCUCCCUGACACUCACCCGAGUCGCCUAUGGUCCUUCCAUACAUCUUUGAUUUCACUAAAGCUGCAGUUUCCAUUCUGCUUUAGCAGUAUGUAAUUUGUCCCUAUUUGGCAAUCUUGCCAAAAUGUAUGGACUCACAGAAUGGAAUCACAAAAGACUAGAAGGAUGACUGGUACCCAGGGGAGCAAGGUAAAUAUUAAACUGUUUGAAAACAGUUUGACUUCUUACUCUGGGCCUGCUCCAGGAACUACUGGUACCAUAAUCACGACAGAACACUGUAAUUACUUAGAAUGCAGCUUUAAACAUGUGUUACAGACACCUAAAAGAUGGUUAUUUAUGCACUCUUUUGUUUUCAUCGUUUAUAUAUGUAACUAGUGUGAGGACAUGUACAGCCUGCAACAGAAAGUUAUAAUUUCCCUUCUCCGAGACCUUAUAUAUAUAUAUAUAUAUAAAAUAUAUAUAUAAUAUUAUGUUGAGCCUGUCUGAAUUGUUCCCUGUGACCAUGAGGUUUGAAUGGGAUAUACAGUUAGUGCAUCUAACUCACUGGUUUAAGAUAUGGAUCAUGACAGUUCAUUUGUGAAUCAUUUCAGAUAAAGUCAGAAUGUUCUAACUACAAAACAUUAAGGAUAAUUCGUAUUCGGGAAAUGUCUAUUCCUGGUAUGAAAUGUGCUAGAUUAGUGCAUUAACCUGUAAAGCAUUUUUUUCACUGGUGAUAAUAGAUGAUGAUGAUAGAUAGAUAGUCAGACAGAUAGACACAUACAUAAAUACAUACACAUAGAUAUGGUUUGUUUGUCUUUCGUCCUGUAAGCAGUGAUGGAUGUCCAUAUUUUAAGGCACGGAAACAAAAAACUCUUGUAGAACAGCAAGUUCUUUGUAGCUCACUCAUAGUUGAACAAAUGUUUCACUUAUUUUAGACACAACUUGUGGGAGCUUAUUAAGGCAUUCAGUAAUGUAAUUCAUAUCAUUUUGGUUAGCAUUGCUAAAUGUCAUCUGUAGAGUCUGCAAAGUUUAGUGUAAAAGAUGUACAGGUUUUUCAUUCUGGUUAAUUAACCUCUAUUCUGGUUAAACCAGUUGUGUUUCCCGAGUAUUCUAUAGACCUUUGUCAGAUUAUCUCAGUGUUUUAACCUCUGGUCACAGCUUGAUAUGCUAUGCAUGACCUUCGCUUACUGGAUUCUUCAAUAAUUUCAUCAAGAGAGGCUGGAUGAGAGCAUGAAAACCUAAAUAACACGAACUAAUCUGGAGAAGGCAAUGACAUCAAAUUAGCAUAUAUUACUAUAUGAAACAACAUAUUAAAAUGUAAUUAUCCACGGCUGUUUUUCCUUUUACCCUGGGAAUUGUCUUGCUCACACAGGUCCCCCUAUCAUAGAGUCUUUACAUUUCUUGAAAGAAUUAAAAACAUCUUAUAAAAAACAUGCUAUUGUUCCUUUAAGAUUUUUUAUUAAUACUUUUUUGUUAUCUGUUUAUGGGAUACAAUUGACUCAUAAUAUGCAUCUGUGUGUACCAUAAUAAUUCAGGUUUAAACCAUUGACUUCUUUGGAAGUAUGACAAUGUAUUACUCUGUUAAAUGCAGUGCUUUCUAAUAUAAUAUUGUCUCUUUAAAAAUCUUGAACUCCAGAUAUUCCACUAUCACCAUAAGGAACCAGUAGUUGACUUUUAUUCAACUCAAAAUAAAUGCUGAGUAUUAAUGUUUUCUGAUUAGACACCUUAAUCAUGGAUGGUGUUGACAUGUAAACCAUUACAUUUAUGGAUAAAUUUUUUUCUUGACCAUGUCUUUAAACCCUUAAGGACACAUGACAUGUGUGACAUGUCAUGAUUCCCCUUUUUCCAGAAGUUUGGUUCUUAAGGGGUUAAAGGGGUUAAAGACGCUGGGAUAACACUUGGGAUUUGACUGCUUAGUCUAAAUUAGACUCAGAUAUUGGAACACCUGCUUGUGAAAGUUCACUUUGUAAUUGAAUGCUAAUUUAUUGGCUGCUCAUUACAUGUGUGCUUCAUCUUGCAUACUUAAUAGAUUCUAAACUUUGAAAAUGUUACUUUAAUUAUAAUUGAUAAUUCUGUUUUCUUUUAGUUAAGAUCAUGAGAUAUACUGUCAUGUUAAGUUUUGUUUAUUUAUACAUUUUGGAAUUGUAAUAAUUUGAAAAACAUAGUAGCCUGUUUGGAUAAAUUGUCAAAGAGGAGAAUAUUUAUUUCCCUGUCUUAAAUGUGAUAUUGCUAACCUCCAUGCUUGUAUUACCUUGUAAGCUACAACACCAUGUUCCUUCUCAUUAACAAUCUAUAGCCACUCUGAUGCAGCCUGCUAUUUAAUAGUCUUAUUAGUGCAGAUAAAUAGCAUCGUAUCUGUAUGUACAUACCCCAAAACCCUCUCUGGUUACCCUGAUUAGGUCUCUAACAUGUGUCCCAUUCCCUCCAGACCCUCCAUGUUUCCCUUUCUAUCCCCCACAGUGGCUUCAUGUGUCCCAUUCUAUCCCACCCAGCCCCUUCAUGUGUUCCAUUCUAUUCCCUUUCCACUGCUGCGGUGCCACCGAUCAGACAGGAAGUGCUCUUUUAGUGAGCACUUCCUGUAAGACCACUCGCUACAUGCAGGGCAAGAGGGGUGCAGCAAAUCCCUUUGCUUCCUUCCGGCCCUAAAGGUUUGCAGGCGGUCAUGGUCACAGCGGCAUCCUGGCCUCCUAGAGUGAUGGGCCCAAUCCCUGCUGCGGCCCCUGUGACUUUGGUAGUUACGCCACUGGUGGUGUGUACUUUUGCUUUACUUGUUUGUCUAUUACAAAAAGUGCAGUACUUCUUUACCUGUUCCCUAUUUAUGUCUUUCUCACAUCCCUGCAAGGGUUGAGCACUGCUAAUGCCUCUGCGUAGGCGAAAAAAAACAAAAAAAAAACUAGUUACAUAAAAACCCCACCUGCCUAAUAUCAUGUCACCCUCGCCCUGCAAAAACAGCUCUGAUGCUUUGAGGCAUGGACUCCAGAAGAUCUCGUAAUGUGUCCUGUGGUAUAUGGCACCAAGAGAUUAGCAGCAAACCCUUUAAGUCCUACAAGUUGUGAGGUGGGGCCUCCAUGCAUCGGACUUGUUGUUCCAGGACAUCCCACAGAUGCUCAAUCAGAUUGAGAUCAGUUGAAUUUGGAGGCCAAGGCAACAUAUUGUCAUAUACCUCAAAUUAUUCCUGAACAAGCUUUGCAGUGUGGUAUGCUGCAUUAUGCUGCUGAAAGAGGACACUUCCAUUAGGGAACAUCAUUGCCACAGCGCUACGGAAUUUGAUGGCGCUAUAUAAAUAAUAAAAUAAUAAUAAUAAUAAUAUAGGGGUUACAUGGGCUGCAAAAUCUCUAGGUAUGGGGUACAUGUCAAACUGACAUCCACAUGAAUGGCAGGACCCAAGUUUUCCCAGCAGAACACAGCACAACACUGACUCUAAUUGCUUCCUAUAGUGCAUCCUGCUGCUAUCUGUUCCCCAGGUAAACUAUGCACACACACCCAACCAUAUCCCUGAUCAAAAAGAAAAUGUGAUUCAUAAGACCAGACAACUUUCUUCCAUUGCUCAAUGGUUCAGUUCUGAUACUCACAUCCCCAUUGAUGGCGUAUUCAAUGGUGGACUGGGGUCAUCAUGGACAGUCUGACUGGUUUGCGGCUAGAGAUCCCCAUACACAGCUAUUGCUAUUCACUGUGUGUUCUGACACCUUUCUAUAAUGGACAGCAUUACGUUUUCAUCAGUUUGAGCUACAGUAGCUCUUCUGUGUGAUCAGACCUGACAGGCUUGCUUUCACUCCUCAAGUGCAUCAAGGAGCAUUGAGAGACUACGACCCUAGUGCUAGUUUACUGGUUGUCCUUCCUUGCACCAUUUGAUAUUUACUAACUACUGUAUACCGAGAACAUCCCAAAAUACAUGCUGUUUUGGAGAUGCUCUGUCCCAGUUGUCUAGCCAUCACUGUUUGUAUGUGUCAAAGUCACUCAGACCUUUCUGCUUUCCCAUUUGUCCUGCUUCCAACUCAUGAAAUUCAAGAACUGACUGUUCACUUGAUGCCUUUUUUAUUAUUAUUAUUUUAUUAUUUAUAUAGCGCCAACAAAUUCAGUACCGCUGUACAAUGGGUGGACUAACAGAAACGUAAUUGUAACCAGACUAAUGGACGAACAGGAACAGAGGGGUUGAGGGCCCUGCUCAAUGAGCUUACAUGCUAGAGGGAGUGGGAUAUAGUGACACAAAGGGUAUAAGUAGGGGUAAUGAAAUAGGUUGCUCGAAAAGUAAUCACUGAGAACUUAGUAGGUUAUUUUGACAGUUGCAGGAGAGUAGUCAUGGGAGGAGGAGGGGGGAAUGAAAACCCGCUAACAGUUUAAAUGAUAUGCUUUACUAAAGAAGUGUGUUUUCAAAGAUUUUUUGAAGGAGUGGAGACUGGGUGAAAGUCUAACGGAGAAGGGAAGGGUGUUCCAUGGAAAAGGUGCAGCCAUUGAGAGGUCUUGGAGGCGAGCAAUAGAUGUAUAGACAGAGGAUAGGCGUAGGUCUUCGGCAGAGCGCAGGGGCCUUGACGGGACAUAUUUGUGUAUUAGGGAGAAUAGGUAGGUUGGAGCAGCAUUAUGUAGGGACUUGUAAGCAAGCACCAGAAUCUUAAAUUGAGCGCUAUAUCUAACUGGAAGCUAAUGUAGGGACUGACAGAGGGGGGAGGAGUGGGAGGUGCGGCGGACAGGAAAAUGAGCCUUGCCGCCAAAUUCAUUAUAGAUUGCAGCAGUGCAAUCUCGGAACACGUAAGACCACUGAGAAGGGGAUUGCAGUAGUCAAGGCGAGAAAGAAUGCUUUAUGAAUGCUAUUUUAUUUUAUUCCUCCAGCGUAGUCAUCUAUCUUCACAUAAUAGUUAGUUUACAAAAUGCAUAUCCAGCUGAAAACAUGUUUCAAUUUAAUUAGAAAUUAGAAACAACAUUAUGAUUGGAGGUAGAGUUAUUAUAAACACCUUAUAAGCAGGCAGUUGUAGUAGAGAUAACAAGAAAAGAGUUGGAGUAGAGCGUCUUACAAUGUGGCUGUUUUGGUCAAAGGGUUUGCAACCCACCACAACUCCCUGUUCAAUGAAUAAACUCCCAGUAUUUUAAGUAUGCAAAUCAUCAGAAUAUAGAGCAUCUUAUGUGCUACAUAAAUGCAAAGAUAAAGACAUAAACUACUGGAUGUUAUGUGGAUUUAUUACAUAAUUUUCAUGUGCCACACAUACAUGACAUAAAAGAAAACAGUCAUUGGAAUCACAAUUACGAGAGUAGAGUCAGAUCCCUGUUUCACUUUUAAGAAUCGUCUUAGACACUUACUUGUAAGAAUAAAACAAGGUAUGAGCUAUAGGGUUGCUUGUAGUCUAUUUUCAUUAUACUGAAUUGUAUUUUAGUACAAAAUCUAUCUAAUUUAACUGAUUGUAGAUUAGCGCUGUUGCUGCCCCUCUUCUACAUGAACACAUCCAUCCCCGAUUGUCCUUGUUUGCAAAUCAAGUUUCCUUCUUAAAGUGUUCAUACAACCCUGACACCACAAACCUACUCAACAUACAAACUUUAUAUAAUAAUAAUAAUAAAAGCAGCAAGAUUGAUCACUUCUGUAGACUCAAUGAUGAUGAUGAUUCUAAAGUUAUUUUGUAAGUUUUUGUAAUCAGUAGGUUAAAUUGUAAUGUGACAAAAGGAAAUUAGAACUUUUAGAAUAAAUGUGAAGUAGGACUUUGUGGUCAUUUUGUAUGGCCAAGCCUGUGUUACUUUUCUAGAAAUAUCAAUUUUGGUUUGUUGACUUAGUUUCUAUAUCUCAUUGUCUCUUAGAUAUGUGACUCUUCAGAGGAGCAAAGUCCCUUUUCCUUGAGCAGCUCAUCAUCUUGUAGCAGCUUAUUCAAUCCAAUCAGCGAUGAGACAAUACAGGAUCCUGAUCUUCCACUGCAGAAACUCAAUUAUACCAAGUCUAUGAUCUUGUCUCAUUCCCGUGGACCAAGGGUAAAUCACUACAGCUAUCAAUCUAAUUUGAGAUAUCCAUGAGUCCAUACGCUAUAACGGUGAUGGGCAACCACAACUUUCCAGCUGUUUAACUACAGCUUCUAUUACACCCAGCCAUUCAUAUAUUGGACGUUGGUAAUUGUAGAUUUAGUCCCACUGAAGUACUCCAGUUGCUUACCUCUGUUAUGAAGUUUUGUAGUCGAAUUAUGGAAAUUUGGAAACACUGUUUCUUUUGUAGUUUUUCACAUAAUUAAGAAUGCCAGGUGACAAAUACAGUAUUAAGUAUUCAUUUGUGAUUCAUUUGUCUUUUCAUUGACCAUUUUAUUUAUGUAUGUGUUAUAAAUUAAAUGUAGAUUCAUUCUUCAUUGUAGUCAACCAAAUGCCCAACUUUUACUCCAAGUCUGUAAGGAGGGGGUAUGGGAACUUAUUUGAGAACUGCUAAUAUGAAAAGUAAUCCCCUUUUGGAGGGAUUUAUGUUGGAAUUCAUUGAUAUUUAAUUAUUUUUGAAUGAUUCUUUAAUGACUGAAAAAAUGUACAGAUUUGCUUUUAUUGCAGAAAAAGUAGACACACACUAAUGACCUGGAAUUUGCAUUGUGCAGACUUUUUGAGUGAUUCACAAGAGUAGUCCAUAUUUUUUCUGAAGUACUUGGGGUUUUCCAGCCAUAGAGUUUACUUAUUAAAUCAUGGUGGGUGCUGUGUUUAUGACAGACCUACAAAAUUAAGGCCAAAAAUAGCAGAGCUGAAAAUAUAAAAUAUAAACCCUAACGUCUGAGUCUGAGUUUGACAAAAAUUUGAAUCAACUCCCUGUCUAUUGAAUAAACCCAAUAUUUAUCACAAUGGUCUUGUGGAAUAGAUACAUUUGGUAAAAUUGCUUCUAAAAGGGACACUAUAGUCACCAGAACCACUAUAGAUUAAGGAAGGACACACCCUCUGUUCUACCACCAUCUUACAGUCACUGAGAGCUUUGGUAGGGGAUGUAGUUUGUGUUUGUAAGGGAUGUAAUGUGUGUUUAGGGAAUGUAGUGUAUGUGUAUAGGUAAUGCAAUGCUUGUAGGGCAUGUAGUUUGUAUACUGGAUGCAGUCAGUGGUGUAUUUUGAAUAUGUGCUGCCCUAGGCAUGACUGAACUCAGGUACCCCCUAAUUUAAAUUUCCCCACCCCUUUCGGUCAAGGCCACACCCCUUCCUUUUAAAGACUAACACAUGCUUUGACUGACAUACACACAGACACACCCACUCUCUGACCGGCACACACUCUCAGAUGCACUGACAUACACUCACUGGCAGACACACAUCCUCACACACUCACUGAUUUGACACAAUCUGGCAGACACACAUAAUUACUGAUUUGACACAAUUCGACAGACACACACAGUCACUCAGACAUGCACUGACACACGCAAUGAAAGACACGCACACAAUCACUGACAGACAAUCAUUCACUGACAGGCACACACUGAUAGACAUACACACACAUUCUCUGACAGACACACACAUUGACAGACACACACACAUUCACUGACAGACACACACAAACUCACUCACAAAAACACACACACUAUCUCACAGAAACACAUUCACUGACAAAAAAACUCACUGACAGACACACUCACAGAUAUAAACACACAUCCACUGACAGACAGACACAAACACAAUCUGACACACACACUGACAAACAAACACACACUGACAUACAAACACACUCAGACACACACAAACUGAGAGACAGACAUACACACACACACACACACACACACACAGAAACUAACAUACACACACACACACACAUUUAUUAACAUACAAACAAACUCACUGACAGAUACACUCACUCAGACACACUGACAGAUAUAACAACACAUUUACUGACAGACAAACACACACACACUGACAGACUGACACACACUGACACACACACACACAUACACAUACACACACACACAGACUGACAUACUGAGAGACUGACACACACAUUUCCCCCCAACAUUUACAAAUAAUUAUUUACUUUUAUUUUAGUUUAAAUCCACCCAGAUUUUUACCUGGGGUGCAGUGAGGCAGCUGGGCUGGCCGCUGGGCAGGCAGGCAUACAGGAUGAAGGUCAGACACACUGACUGAUAUAACAACACAUUUACUGACAGACAAACACACACACACUGACAGACUGACACACACUGACACAAACACACACACACACACACACACACACACACAGACUGACAUACUGAGAGACUGACACACACAUUUCCCACCAACAUUUACAAAUAAUUAUUUACUUUUAUUUUAAUUUAAAUCCACCCAGAUUUUUACCUGGGAUGCAGUGAGGCAGCUGGGCUGGCCGCUGGGCAGGCAGGCAUACAGGAUGAAGGUCAGACAGGUGUGGAGGAUGGAGGGCGGGCAGGCAAGAGGGGUAGUGGGUGCGCAAAAUAGGCAGUUGGGAGCUUUGAUCAUCCUGUUCAGCUACCUUGCACGCUGCUUAGUGAGGCCGGAUGCCAGAGUGACGUUACAUUCAGGCUCCCAGCAUCACUGCAGGUCUUGCCUGUUAAAUAAACUGUCCAGGCGCCCUGGGGGGCUCAAGGGUGGCCAGCCGGCCAACUCUUGGGCCCCCCACACGUCAAGGCAAACAAGAUAUUUGCCAGGGCACUUGGGGGGCGACGUUUUUUGCCACUCCCUGGAAAGUGCCGCCCAAGGCAAAUGCCUUGUUUGCCUUGUGCUAAAUAUAGAGCUGCAUGCAAUGUGUGUAUGUAUAAGGGAUGUGGUGUGUGUGUAAGGAAUGCAGUUUGUAUAGGUUAUGAAGUGUGUCUGUUUGUAAGGAAUGUAGUGUGUGUGUGUGUGUAUAGUGGAUGCAGUAUACAUAUUGUAAGCUUGUUUGGGCAGGGCCCUCUUCACCCAGUUUUCCUGUAUGUUAUAAAUGUUUUGUUAGAAUUGAAUGUCUGUUUUGUUUCCUGUUGUACAGCACUAUGGAAUAUGAUGGCACUAUAUAAAUAAUUGUAAUUUUGUGUGUAAGAGAUGUGGUGUGGAUGCAGCUCCUUGCCACCUCUAUUGCCCACCCAGCUGCCCAGCAGCCUGCACAGCAGCCAGUCUAGCAUUCUCAUUGAACCCCAGAGAAAGAAUCCACUCCAGCUCUCCGAAAGGUAUGGAGGCUGGGUGGACUUAAAUUACAAUUUAAAAAAAAAAAAAAAAAUUUGCUACUGUAUGAAAAAAAUUUAUGUAAGUGUGUCUGUAUCUGUGUGAUUGUGUCUGUUAGUGAAUGUGUGUUUGUCUGUCAGUGAAUGUGUUUGUCAGUUAGUGUGUGUGUGUGUAUCUGUCUGUGUGUGAAUGUGUCUGUCAGUGAAUGUGUGUGUCUGUCAGUGUGUGUGUGUCUGUCUGUCAGGAGUGUGUAUCUGUCAGUGAGUGUGUGUGUGUGUGUGUACCUGUCAGUGAGUGUGUGUGUGUGUGUGUGUGUGUCUGUCUGUUAGUUAGUGUGUAUGUCUGUCAGGAGUGUGUGUGUAUGUGUUUCUGUCAGUGAAUGUGUGUAUGUGUGUGUCUGUCAGUUAUUGUGUGUCUGUCAGUGAAUGUGUGUGUGUGUGUGUGUGUGCCUGUCAGUGAAUAUGUGUGUGUCUGUCACUGUGUCUGUGAGUGAAUGUGUGUGUCUUUCAGAGUGUCAAAUCAGUGAGCAUGUGUGUGUCUGUGUGUGUCAGUGUGUAUCUGAGAGUGGGUGCCUGUCAUUGUGUGUCUGUCUGUUAGUGAAAGUGUGUGUUGGUUAAACCCUGUGUUUUACAAUGACUGUGUAUCUGCCAAUGAGUGUAUGUCAGUGCAUGUACCAGUGAAGGAGUGUGUCUGACAGUCAAAGUGCUUGUUGCUCUUAAGAAGGAAUAGGUAUGGACAUGACAAGAAGGGGUUAGUCAAAUUUAAAUUAAGGGGGUGUAGAUUAGGGGUGUGUGUAAGUGAUACAGAAUGUGUGUAUGAAGGAUGCAGUGUGUGUGUGUGUGUGUAAGGGGUGUAGUGUGUGUGUGUAAGGGAUGUAAUAUGUGUGUAAGGGAUGCAGUUUGUGUGUAUGGAGAACACAGUGUGUUUUUGUGUGUAAUGGAUGCAGUGUGUGUGUAUAGAAGAGGACGUGUGCGUGUGUCUGUCUGGGAUAGGGUGGGAUAGGAGCUGCUAUCUGUGGGGAGUAUCAUGAGUAGGUUGUCACACCCUGAUGGUGGCCCUGAGUAGCUCUGGUGUCUAUAGCAUGUGGGAAAGCAUUGGAUUGGCUAAAAUCAUCAUGAUUGAUUACCUCAGUUUUGGAGGCAAGGUGGGGCCAGCAGACUGGCAUAGCAGUGGAUUACUCCCUUAUCUAUUGCCAUUAACGCAUGGAUAAGCUGUUCAUGAAUGUUUGUUUAUUUAUAUAGCUACACACAAGUGUAUGCUUCACUGCAAGGCAGGUGCAGUAGAUUUAAAAAACAAUGCAACCAAAUGUUAAACUCCACUGUAAGAGAAAAUAUUUUUUUUUUAAAAAGGAGUGUUGUUAAAACAGUCUUCUUUCUUUUAUAUCCAUUUAAUAACAAAAACGUAUGAAAAAAUACUGGCAAAUAAACUGUGAAAAAUUAACGAAAUAUGUAAAGAGGGGAAAAGAAAAAAAAAAUACAUAGCCCACGCCUGGUACUACUGAACGCACUUUGCGUCUGCACAUGAUGCUUUAUCAAGAGUACCAGAUGUACAGUUAUGGGAGAUGCAAUGAGUAAACACUGAAACCAAUUAUUUUAACCUCUACUAUCUGGACAAGAGAAGAUACAUGAACGCUUCUUAGUUCACAUGAUAAUUCUGUCUUUAUCAGACUCUACAUCGAUGCUCUUAUUGAGCAGUCCUCAGAUAUACACUGUGUCACGAUUAGCAAUGUUCAUCUUUUACUUAAUCUUUUACAGGGCUUCCACAGGAGAAACCUUUCUCACCACGAGUUUCAAACUUACGGCAAUUCAGACCCCUCUACAGACGUACCAAGGAUUCCCUUAGUUACAGUCCUGGAUGUACCUCAUGUAGGUUUCAUAAACAUUUGCUAA